This is a messenger RNA of Loxodonta africana (African savanna elephant), 630 nucleotides long. RefSeq names its product chromosome X CXorf65 homolog (gene CXHXorf65). The record is from RefSeq and is a predicted model, not a curated record. NCBI's taxonomy places the organism in Eukaryota, Metazoa, Chordata, Mammalia, Proboscidea, Elephantidae. The transcript is spliced from 6 exons.
GGACCUCCUUGGCCCCCAAGACCUCUAGAACACCCUACAUCUUCAUGACUCAUCAGGCCUCUCUCCGAUGAUUGAAACAAUCUUGAAAGCAUGUUCGCCAUCAUCAAACAUGGAGACAAUCAGGAGUUUCUGAUCAAUAUCAAUUGCUCCGUUCGGGUGUUGAUGCAUUAUAUCCGCAAGAAAUUGAGGUUGCCUAAAAAAGGCAGCAUUGAUUUGUGUGAUGAAAUGGGGACAAUGAAGUUGUUUUUCCUGCUGAAGACCCCCGAAGACUAUGCCAGCAAAUUCCUUACAGCCCGAAGCACCUACUAUGUUUGUAAGGUGGAGCGUGGGGCACCAGGAACCCGAAUUGAGGAUUCCUACAGGGCUUUUGUGCCCCUCUUGAAGAAUCCAGAGCCUGAGAUGUUAGAGGCGCUGCGCACACAAUGUGACCUCCUAGAGCAGAGCCGACUGAAGACAAUUAGAAUCCAAGAAGCCAAGAAAGUCGUUAUAAUUGAGUCCACCGUGAACCUGCCAUCUAAAGCCGGAAAAACAGAGCAAGAGGGCCCCGCUCGCAGAAGUCCGCUCAGGACCAGAGCAGACUUUGUCAGUAGGAGGGAUAAACGUCGUUAACUAAAUAAACUGAUCACGUGA